AUGCCACCCAAAAAGUCCAUCUUCAGGCAGCCAGAAGCCCAACACUUUCAGCUCGUUCACCGUUCUCAACAGGAUCCUCUUAUCAAUGACCCCGAAGCAAGUCAACGGGUCUUCAAACCUGUGAACAGAAGUAAUGAACCUGGGAAAAAGAAUGAAAUCACUCUCGCUGAUCUUGAACACUCGGUGAAUCAAUCCGAUAUCCGCAAGAACGAAGGAGAAGCAACUUUAUACGGAAUCACGUACGAUGACUCCUCUUAUGAUUACAUGUCACAUCUCAAGCCCGUUGGAGAUGGCGGCUUUGACUCUUUUCUGAUUGCCGCUCCUCGAGGUUCAGGUGUAGCUCGGGGUAUGAAGUCCACGGGAAAGGGCAAAGGCAAAUCCAAGGACAACGAGAUUUUCGAGCUACUGCCUCCGGAUGUUCUACCAAGUAAAGACAAGAUAUCGGUGUAUGACGCUCAGAACAGAGGAGAAGCGAUACCUAGGGAGCUACAGGGUCUGCAGCCUGACAUGGAUCCCCAUCUUCGACAAGUUUUAGAGGCUCUUGAUGACGAUGCUUUUGUGGAUGAACAAGGUGAAGAGGAAAACUGGUUCGAUGAAUUAGUUAAGGAUGGAGAACGAGAAGAGGAGGAAGAAACACCUUGGGAGUUCAGGGAGUGGGGUGUGGACGAGAAACCUGUUGACGGAGAACAAGCAAAAGAGGAGACUUGGGAAGACAGAUUCAAAGCAUUCAAAAAGGGUCAAGACUCCCUUCCAGACGAGGUCUCCGACAUCGAUCCUGAAGAAAGAUCUGAAAUGGCAGAUACAGUCGGAUCACUGGCGAGCAAUUUCGAUGAUAUGAUGGUCGUAGGCGGAAAGAAAAGAAGGGGAAAGAGAGGGCCCAGUGAUGCCUCCGGGAUGAGUAUGAGUAGUUCUAGUAUGUUUAGGACUCAGGGACUGAGAGAUUUGGAUGACCGAUUCGACAAGAUUGAGAUGGACUAUUUGUACGAUGACGAUGAAGAAGAGGACGACUACGAAGAUUUCCCAGAUGAUGAUACCGCAUCAGUCGCUGCGUCCAACUUCUCUGUCUCUUCCCGUUUCUCGCUCGCAUCACAUGCAUCUAAAGCACCUGCUGGCCCCCCGGAACUUUCGCGCGAUGACUUUGAGUCUAUUAUGGAUGACUUUUUGGAGAACUAUGAAGUCGUUGGUCGUCACAUGAAGCCUGCAUUGGGCGGCACCGGUUUCACCGGUGCUGAACGGUUUGGUGUGCUUAGAGCUGCUAUAGACGGGGGGGAUGAUGGUACAAAAGAGGAGAACAGAAAACGGAUUCUACAAUUCGAAAGAGAAGAGAGGGAACAAGGCAAGGUUCGAGACAGGUCCCGGAAGGAAGACAAAGAAAAAGUUGAAGAGCCUCAAGAAGAGAAAUGGGAUGUGCAGACAAUCCUGAGUACAUACACCAACACCGAGAAUCAUCCGGGUACGAUCCGUUCUCGGACUGCUGCGCAAGCUAAAGCAAGAGCAGAAGCGCAACAAGCUGUGGCUGCUCGGAUUGAAGCUGAGGCCGAUAGUGCCAGUGAGGAUGAAUCUGGCUCAGAAACGGAAAGAGAAGGUCCCAAGGUGACAGUCGCGCGGCCAAAGGGUGAAUUAUCCGAAGAGAAAAAGGCAAGGAAAGCGGCUGUCAAAGCCGAGCGAUCGGCUCGACGAGCGGAGAAAAAAUCGCAUAAAGAAACCUUUUCCACCGAGAGGAAACGUCAACUUGCCAGUCACAAGAAGCUGGUCAGUAACGGAAGAGCAGCUGAUGUUGCUGUUGGCGCUACGAGAGGCGUUGUUUCACUCAGUUAG
Molecule: messenger RNA, 1818 nt
Organism: Kwoniella shivajii
Lineage: Eukaryota; Fungi; Basidiomycota; Tremellomycetes; Tremellales; Cryptococcaceae
Exons: 5
Coding region: 1-1818 (605 amino acids)
Biological process (GO): ribosomal small subunit biogenesis; ribosomal small subunit export from nucleus
Cellular component (GO): cytosol; preribosome, small subunit precursor; nucleus
Source: RefSeq, a predicted model, not a curated record